AUGCGCGAUAACGCCUCACGGCUUAUCCGGCGGCUGCGGGUCGCCCCGGCGCGGGUUUACCCCCCCUCUCUCCACCACCGCUUCUUCUCCUGCGGGAGCCUCACCAAUCGGGACGACCCCGGCGCGGGGUUAGCCGGGGAGGAUGUGCUUUUUGUGGGAAAUUGCGAGGACUUCGCCGGGCAGGGCUCUCGUUUAAGGGUGUUGAUGUGGAGCUACGUGAUGGGGGCCCAACACGCCCUGCGAGGGGGCCGCGUCGUCUACGCGAUCGCCCCCGGCAGCGGCGGCUUUCAGCUCAGGCUCUUUGUUGAAUGCCUUGAAAAGCUCACCCUCGAAAACGAGAACGAAGAAGCAGAAAAUGGAAAAGAUAAAGUGGAAAAAAAGGGGCGAACAAAAGACGCCCCUGCGGACUCUACCACGCCAGCGGGAAAGCGUGAGGAGAGCACGGAUGAUAAUGCUAAUGGAAGAAUUCCUUUUAUGCAGCUCCCACCAUGUACGUUACUAACGAACAGCUCUGGUGCAAAUGACUUUGAGGGGGUCUCGGUGUGGUCUCUUGAAGAAAAUUUGUACUCCGAGAUCGAAAAUGAGGAUUGCCAUAAUGGAGCCGAUGUCAUAAUGACAAAAGUUUGGCGGCUACGAGAGAAAAUUGCACGCGCAAUGGAGCUUGUCGACGUCAUUCAAUGUCGUAAUGUCGAAGACUUCUACGUGUUUUGUCGUAACUAUACCUUUCCCCCCGUGGUGGAGCUUCACAAUGAGGAAUCCAAUCAAAACGAUGAGCAAAACGCGUCGCCGUCGGUGGUGCCUUUAGUUUUUGUGAAAGGAUACGGGGGAAAAGGUAGCUACUUUUACCACUAUGAGCGCGCCGCCGGUGAGGAGAUCCCGCUCCGCCAGUGGCUUUUCCAGUUCCUCCAGCGUCGUCUGCGGUGUGCGCUUAUUCUACAGGAUGAUCUUCAAGGCUUUCGGCCCCCUUUUGAGAACAAUUAUUUCCGCGAAACCCCUUUGAUGGCGACGGAAGGAAAUGAUUUCCGGCCGCGUUCAGGCGACUCUCGCGCAUUUUUUCGUACAUUACAAGAGAAAUCCUCCCUGCUGAAGGCGCUCCGACGGCCCUCCUCCUACACGCUCAGGCGCUUUGGUGAGCAGCCCAUCCUGUCUGAUAAUCACACUGGGGAAGGAGAAAAAAGGGGUGAACGAAAAGGCGAAAGAGUGGGGAGUGGAGGACCUCAACGCGUGUUUUAUCUUCUUCUGGAAACAAAUCCUCCGCCAUUUAACGCCACGGGCUCCUCGUCGUACAGUGAACAGUGGAAAAUAGAAGAGGUCGCCGGCGGAUUACGGCUGCGGAAAGUGGAAAAUGGCAGUGGGAAAGGGACCCCUGUGAAGGCUCCACUGAAUUACUUUUUCAAUGUUUCCUUCUUUUUUACCGUUGUUGAACUUUAA
Phytomonas sp. Hart1 is the source of this 1431-nucleotide messenger RNA. NCBI's taxonomy places the organism in Eukaryota, Euglenozoa, Kinetoplastea, Trypanosomatida, Trypanosomatidae. The record is from the annotation of a GenBank genome assembly.